Molecule: messenger RNA, 2379 nt
Organism: Lingula anatina
Lineage: Eukaryota; Metazoa; Brachiopoda; Lingulata; Lingulida; Lingulidae
Product: protein arginine N-methyltransferase 1
Biological process (GO): chromatin remodeling; peptidyl-arginine methylation, to asymmetrical-dimethyl arginine
Cellular component (GO): nucleus
Molecular function (GO): protein-arginine omega-N asymmetric methyltransferase activity; histone methyltransferase activity; protein-arginine omega-N monomethyltransferase activity
Source: RefSeq, a predicted model, not a curated record
AUGUGAUGACGUAGCGCGCGGCCAUGUGCAAAAUUUUACCGAAAAGAGAAGAAUGGCAGAGAUGGAAGUCCAAACUCCUACCCCUUCAAGCACAAGUGGAGCUAGAGAUGUUAAGAUAGAGGAGAUGACAUCUAAGGACUACUACUUUGACAGCUAUGCUCACUUUGGUAUACAUGAGGAAAUGUUAAAAGAUGAGGUUCGCACACUGACAUACAGGAAUUCCAUCUACCACAACAAGCACCUGUUUAAAGGCAAGGUUGUGCUAGAUGUGGGCUGUGGUACAGGCAUUCUCUGCAUGUUUGCUGCUAAAGCUGGGGCAAAGAAAGUCAUUGGGAUCGAAUGUUCAAGCAUUGUGGAUCAUGCAAGAAGAAUUGUUGAAGCAAAUCAUUUUGAUGAUGUGAUUACCUUAGUCAAGGGUAAAGUUGAAGAGGUUCAGCUGCCAGAAGGGAUUGAAAAAGUGGACAUAAUCAUCAGUGAGUGGAUGGGGUACUGUCUCUUCUAUGAAUCCAUGUUGAAUACAGUCCUGUUUGCCAGAGACAAAUGGCUGGCUCCAGGAGGUCUCAUAUUCCCAGACAGGGCUACAUUGUACAUAUGUGCCAUUGAAGACAGACAGUACAAGGAUGAGAAAAUCAACUGGUGGGACAGUGUGUAUGGCUUUGAUAUGAGCUGUAUUCGCAAAGUUGCCAUUACUGAACCUUUAGUGGAUGUUGUGGAUCCCAAACAAGUGGUCACCAAUUCUUGCUUAGUUAAGGAAGUAGACAUAUACACUGUCCAGCCUGAAGAUCUGACGUUCCAAGCUCCCUUCCAUCUCCAAUGCAAGAGAAAUGACUACAUCCAAGCUUUUGUCACUUUCUUCAACAUCGAGUUCACAAAGUGUCACAAGAGAACAGGGUUUUCCACAGCCCCUGAGGCCCGUUACACUCACUGGAAGCAGACUGUGUUCUAUUUUGAUGAUUACAUGACUGUGAAGAAGGGAGAGGAGAUUAUGGGCACUUUCUGUGUCACACCCAACAAAGACAAUCAUCGUGAUCUGGACUUCACAAUUGAUGUUGAUUUUAAAGGGGAACUUUCAGAGAUGUCAGAUACCAUACACUACAAAAUGAGGUGAAGAAGUGCAGCAGACGACACCAGCUGCUUUGAUAUUAGCGCAUAAAUUUCAUAACAGCAUAAACUGUUUGGUUGCAAUGCAUUUUUAAAGAAAUGUAGUAACAAAACUCAACAUCAUUUACCACUAUUAGGUGAUCAAACAGCAUGAAUAUGAUGAAUAGAUAUUUGACAUGGAAGCUUGGUACUUCACUCUAUAUUUUCUGUAUAAUCUAUAUCAGAAUGGGAAUUUUGUGUAAACUUAUUGUUAUGUGGGGACCUAAUGUUGGUCACAAAACAUGGGUUGUUACAACAUUUAUAUGAUCAAUGGCAUGAACUUGGUUUAUAGAAAUAUCUUUUGGAAGCUUAGUUCUUCACUUAACAGCAUCUUCAGAUCAAAAUUAAAUUUUUUCAUGGAUUUACUCCAAUGUGAGAACCUACCAGUUGUUCAUCUUUUUAUAUUGUGUUCAUCAGAUACUGCAAAAGGUGAACAACUUGAGACCUGAUGACUGUAAUCAUGUUUACAAUGAGUCAGUCUGCCACAGAUGUUUUUUCCUGCUUAAGGAUAUUAAUUUGAGGUAUUGAUCAGAAUUUUUUUCACAUAUGGGAUUUCAGGAAAAAAAUAAGCAUGACAAAGAGAAUUGGAAUCUUAAUGUUCUUCUAAGCAUUUUAUUCAAUUUUAAAUGAGUUAAAACAAGGAGAAAUAAUUGGAAAAUCAUUAAUUUUUCUAAACAUCUGGGAGACAAGCAGCUGAAUUCAAGUCAAGAACCUCUUGAAGUCUAGAACCUAACUUGUGCUCUUCAAGGUGUCCAAAGCCCAUUUUUGAUUGUGAUUUUUUUGUCUGCCAGUGCCUUUUGCUGAUAGUCUGUCAUUCCAAAGAUGAAUAGUUGGCAACACUGAAUUAGUAACCAACUCAUUUUAGAAUUUUAAACAAUGCAAAAUGUUGAAACAUCAAUUUAAAGGGACUUUGAACACAUGUUACAUUCUGUGCUUAGGAUCAAGAUAAACCAUAAAGCAUUCAACUGAAGCAAACAGAUAUAGAACUAUGACCUCCCCCCUCUAAUUACAAAGACUAAACAGCUUCAGCAUUGAAAUUUUAAUGUAUGUUCCAGUAAGAUCAUUCUUGCUUACAGCUGAAAAAUUUUUUUGUAAGGAAAACAAGUUGCAGAGAUAAGUGUUUUAUGCUUAUAACUUGAUGGGGGUUGAAAAGAGAAUGAAUAUGUAUAUUCCACAAGGGUCAACAUGUACAGAAUGUUUGUAUAUGAUAUUAUUCAAAUAAAAAAAUGCACUUUCAAA